AUGUUGUUCCAUGUGUUUGUCUUUCUAGAAAUUGGCAUCUCCAAAGAAGAAGCGCUAGAAGCAUUACAGGUUGUAAGGCAGGAAUGUCGCGGUGAUGCGACACGGACUGCUGGGGCACCUGGCACUUCCAGGAAGUGCACAGCACUGGAGCUAUUGGAACAGGAGCAAGCCCAGGGUUUCAUCAUCACCUUUUGUUCAGCACUAGACAAUAUUCUCGGAGGUGGUGUGCAACUAACAAAAAUCACCGAGAUCUGUGGAGCACCUGGUGUUGGGAAAACACAGCUAUGUAUGCAGCUGGCGGUAGACGUACAGAUCCCAGAAUGCUUUGGGGGUCUAGCUGGAGAAGCAGUGUUCAUUGAUACCGAAGGAAGUUUUAUGGUAGAGAGAGUAGUGGAUAUUGCAACUGCCUGUGUGCAGCAUUGCCAACUUAUUGCUGAAGCUGACCAAGAAGAAGAUCAUCUAAAAGCUUUGGAGACUUUUUCUCUUGAAAAUAUCCUUUCUCACAUAUAUUAUUUCCGUUGCCGUGACUACAUAGAGCUUCUAGCGCAGGUCUACCUCCUCCCAGACUUUCUUUCAGAGCAUUCAAAGGUCCGACUGGUGGUAAUUGAUGGAAUUGCAUUUCCCUUUCGCCAUGACUUUGAGGACCUCUCACUUCGCACAAGACUUUUGAAUGGUCUUGCACAACAGCUGAUCAUCAUAGCAAAUGAUCAUAAAGCAGCAGUAGUUCUGACAAAUCAAAUGACAACGAGGAUUGGACAAAGCCAGUCCACACUGGUACCUGCUUUAGGAGAAAGCUGGGGACACGCUGCUACUGUUCGUUUAAUCUUUCACUGGGACAACAAUCAAAGGUUGGCAACGUUGUACAAAUCACCAAGUCAGAAGGAGUCAACCAUACCAUAUCACGUUACACCUCACGGUUUUCGAGAUGUGCAGCUUCCAGCUGUCACGCAAAAGCCAGAAGGUACCGAAAUGAACCCUCGCAAACGGCCACGGAGAGAAGAGGAAAAAUAACAGUAAUUCAAAAGUCAAAUGUUAAAAAGAUGUGCUACAUGAGAACAUUUGCAUAAUAAACAUGCAACCAAGAGUA
Messenger RNA from Struthio camelus australis, 1087 nucleotides. The record is from RefSeq and is a predicted model, not a curated record. NCBI's taxonomy places the organism in Eukaryota, Metazoa, Chordata, Aves, Struthioniformes, Struthionidae.